AUGCCUCUCUUCGUGCUCUCGCCUGCCUCGCUCGCCCACUCGGCCCUCUUCGCUGGUUACUACACCUACCUCUCUGGCAACGUGGCCUACCAACGCCUCCAGACCGGUACGCUCACCAACGGUGAGGAGCAGAACGGCACGCCCCUCUCGCGUGCCGUCCGUGUCCACGGCAACUUCUCCGAGUACACCCCCUUUGCCUUCCUGCUCCUGUUCCUUGCUGAGCUGAACGGUGCCCCGACCAAGUGGGUCCACGCCGCCUACGUCACGCUGUUCCUCAGCCGUGUCUCGGCGGGUGUCGGCCUGACCAAGGAGAAGGCGAGCAACGUCUUCCGCAAGUUCGGCUUCAUUGGCACGCUCAACGUGAUCCUCGGUGCCGGCCUGUACAACUUCGGUCUCGGCUACGAGCCCCUGAAGUCGUUCCUCGGUGUGCAGUAA
This is a messenger RNA of Malassezia japonica, 435 nucleotides long. RefSeq lists its product as uncharacterized. The coding region runs from base 1 to 435 and encodes 144 amino acids. NCBI's taxonomy places the organism in Eukaryota, Fungi, Basidiomycota, Malasseziomycetes, Malasseziales, Malasseziaceae. The transcript has 3 exons. Gene Ontology annotation, cellular component: membrane. The record is from RefSeq and is a predicted model, not a curated record.